Molecule: messenger RNA, 960 nt
Organism: Melampsora larici-populina 98AG31
Lineage: Eukaryota; Fungi; Basidiomycota; Pucciniomycetes; Pucciniales; Melampsoraceae
Exons: 9
Coding region: 1-960 (319 amino acids)
Source: RefSeq, a predicted model, not a curated record
AUGAGGUUGGUCGACAAUAUGACAUCAUUCAAGCUUAUUUCUUUCAAUAAAGUCUUUGAAGUGGCGAACUUGAAUGAAGAGAACAAAAUUAUUGGUCGCAAGCUAUGUAACUUCACACAGGGUGACAACCAGUUCCAUGCGAUGGCGGCCACUGUACUAUCCCUACGUCAAGAUAUGAUGUCAAAUCACAAGAAGAUAUUCAAUAAGCUUGAGGAGAUCAAUGAGCGUAUUUCAACUACCCUGGCCUCUACUGUAGGCGGCUGGGACGAAAAAUCAGAGUUGAAAUGCAUCAUGGAUGGUGAUGUCCAAGCUUAUACUGCAACUCACAACAAAGAAGCUAAUGGAGACACCCUCCCAUUAAGCUUACAUGCAAAGUUGAUGAGCGCCAUCCUAUCCAAUCCUACCGAAUGGAAAAAUCGUCUUCUUCCAUCUGGAUAUGGAGCCAAGCCCAAUCCCAAAGCGACAAAAGCAUUGCAGAAGACUUUGACCAACAUUUGCAAGCAGACCCGAAAAGAGUUCGAAACCAUUCUUCUCACCAAGAUUCACCUCCCACGAAGAAAGAAAGCCAAACCCUGCACUGGCAACAUUCCAGAUAUUGAUACUAUCAUCGUCAAACUUCAUGAGAAGGAAAAAAGUCAAAUUGGUGGCCGAGUGCAAGUUUGUGAGGAAAUCAUAAAAACCGUGGAGCACCUUCGAAAAACCCGAUAUGCUUGGCUGAGAAUGCAAGCGUCUCAUUGGGGAACACAUGAAAUUGGAGUGUUUACGUGUUACUUUGUCUUGGCAUUGUACAAUGACUAUGAUAUCUUCAAUGGCGAAUGUACUUGGACCCAACUCAGGAAAAAUAAAACAAAGUUUAGCUUGCCUUCGGAGGAGCGUGUACAAAAGGAGAUUAAAAAAUUGGAACUAAAGUUUGGUGAUGAUAUGGGAGGAGAUGAAUCACUACAUCCAAAUACCGCUUGA